AUGGCCUCGCGUGUUAGCUCGCGCCAGUCGACAAGUUCGUCACAGUACUCGCAGAAUGACGAGCCAGACAACAAGAAACAGCACGAGAAAUGGAACCUUUUCCGCAUGAUCGAGAGCGGAUGGUCCAGCUUGGACCUGGAUCGACGAACGGUAAUCUUGAUGAUGAAGUUUCAAGCCGAUUCUAUUGCAACCCGGUUCCCCACUACAGGUUAUCUCAUCGCCAUCAUCUCUGUUCUCGGAUUUGCCAUCAUGCCACGGGCAAAAUUCAUCCAGAUGAUGCUCCUGGACGUGCUGGCGGUCUGCGUCGCAACGGCCUUUGCUUUGCUUAUGAUGUUCUGCAGUGUUAAAGCACGACAGAACACACAGUCUGCUGCGGAUGCGGCCUCUAUCUCUAAUUUGGAUCCUACAGCCAACGAGUACAAUUCAUCCGCCUCCGCUGUGAGUGGCGUGCUGCUGUUUUUCCAGAUAUACCUGGUGCACUCGUUUCGCGCCCACUAUCAACAGUUCCAGUUUCCGGUGAUCAUCUACUCCAUAAUUGCCAAUAUCACCGCGUCAUAUGCCCCUCGGCUCCCAACCAUGGCCGCAGGUAUUGCUUUGGUAAGGACCUUGUUCGAGGCAUGUUUAAUUGGGUUGGGACUUUGCACGGGUGUCUCCCUCUUUCUCUUUCCUGUGACCUCAAGACACAUUGUAUUCAAACAGAUGGCAAGCUAUAUCGGAGGACUUCGCGCAGGUCUCAAGGCUCAUACAAAGUACUUUGAGAGUCUGGAGCGCGAUGACAUGUUUGGACGGGCCGAGACAUAUGACGAGACAGUCGAGAAAUUUUCCAAGAAGGGCAAGGUUUAUAGUCCAGAAGCAGAAGCUAUUCGAACUGCGGUCCAGAAGAUUACGGACCUCCAUGGUAAACUGCACGCGGACCUGACCUUCGCGAAGCGCGAGUUCGCCAUUGGAAAGCUCGGUCCUGACGAUCUUCAAGCCAUCUUCAGACAUCUACGCCAGGUGAUGAUUCCGGUUGUCGGUCUUAGCUUCAUCGUAGACAUUUUUCAGCGUCUGUCGGAUUAUAACAAAUGGAACGAGCCUAUCGACCCACUCGCACCGGACAUGGCGACCAACAUCCGCAGUCGUGUUGUACACGAAUGGAACGAGAUCAUGAAGGCUGUGCAUGACCCUUUUGCCUCUAUUAUCGAGACUAUUGAUAGCGGCCUGGAACACAUUUCUUUAUCGUUGCAACUGACAAAACCACCCAAAACCUCUCUCGGAAAGAAAGAUGCCCCAUUGGACGGGGCCUCGGAUCUGGAAGCAUCCGCAGAGAAACCCCCGUCCCCAGGAGAAGCAGGGUUCGCGGCUUAUUAUGAGCGAAAGCUCAGCGACUUCAAGGUGGCAAAACGCCUCGCUCUGAGGACCUGGAGUGAGGAGAAGGGCAUCACUUUACCUCCGGAUUUCUUCGAGCGUCCUUCUUCUGACUUGCCCGAUCUGGACGAAUUCCUCCUAGACAAAUCCUCGGUCGGUCGCGAUAGGAGCCGUCGACAGCUCUUUCUUUUUCUCUAUGUAGGUGCAAAGGCGACUUCCUCGCAUUUCCGUGCUGACAUGCCGAAUCAGAUGGAACAACUACUCUACGCGACAGGCCAUACAGUACUAGAUUUUAUUCAUUUCACUGAUGAGAAAGUCAAAAGUGGAAAGCUGACAAGAUCACAUCUGAUCAUUCCUGGUGCGAAACGUUUACUGAAGUGGUUACGUAGUAUACUUCAGGCGGAGGAUACUCAUGAAGACGAUCACUUGGGCGAUAUUCACACGCAGAGCCAUAUUCUUCAGCUUGGUGAAGCAUACAGACAUAGGAAGGAUCCGGAGCAUUUGCCUCCUGAAACCAUCAUUCAGAAGAUCGGUGACAAAAUCAGGGUAGUACCCUGGCUGCUGCGUUCAUCCGAAUCGGCUUAUGGAUUUCGAGUGGCUUGCGCUACUAUGACUAUCUACGUGAUUGCCCUACUUCAUCAGACUCAGACCUUCUUCAUUCAUCAACGUCUGGUCUGGGCCAUGAUCAUGAUCAACAUCAGCAUGUCACCGACCGCGGGACAGAGCAUUUUUGGCUUUGUGCUUCGUCUGGUUGGCACGGUGAUAGCCAUGGCUCUCACCCUUUUGGCCUGGUAUAUCCCAGGCCAAAAGACACCCGGUGUCAUUGUCUUCUUCUGGCUCUUUGUCGCCUGUGGGUUUUAUGUCCCUAUCAAGCUUUUCCGAUUUCGGAUCGUUGGGAUCAUCGUCAUCAUCACCACUUCCAUGAUCAUUGGCUAUGAACUUCAGGUGCGCAAGGUUGGGCAACAGGCUGCGACCUCUAACGGCCAAGCCUAUUAUCCGAUUUAUCUUCUUGCUCCAUAUCGUCUGGCCAUCGUGGCUGCAGGUAUCGCGGUGGCAUUUUUCUGGACGUUUUUCCCAUUCCCAAUCUCCGAGCAUGGAGUUCUCCGCCAGAGCCUUGGAGCUUCGCUUUAUCUACUGGCGAAUUAUUAUUCCAUCAUCCACGAGUCGGUGUCUGCGCGUUUGCGGGGUGACGAAGGUGACCUGGCUUUGAAAACGUCAGCAGGGCGAAGGCUGCAAAAAGCACGAGGCAAAGUGUUUUCUAAGCAGAUGCUGAUGUUGAAUGGCUUGCGCACAUCGUCGGAGUUUUUGAAAUGGGAGGUACCCAUCGGAGGUCGGUUUCCCAAGAAGCGGUACCAGGCUAUCAUAUCAUCGGUUGAGAAGUACAGCCCCAUCUCACUCCCUUAG
Molecule: messenger RNA, 2751 nt
Organism: Aspergillus fumigatus Af293
Lineage: Eukaryota; Fungi; Ascomycota; Eurotiomycetes; Eurotiales; Aspergillaceae
Source: RefSeq, a predicted model, not a curated record